Messenger RNA from Harmonia axyridis, 1325 nucleotides. Its product is annotated as arginine kinase-like. Bases 79 to 1170 code for a protein of 363 amino acids. Gene Ontology annotation, molecular function: creatine kinase activity. Gene Ontology annotation, biological process: phosphocreatine biosynthetic process. The transcript has a single exon. Lineage: Eukaryota; Metazoa; Arthropoda; Insecta; Coleoptera; Coccinellidae. The record is from RefSeq and is a predicted model, not a curated record.
CUUCUUUGAUAACUCAAAAUACUGUCAUCAAAAUGUCACGAGAAAUGGAAAUAAAACCCAGUAAAUUCCAGAGAAUAAAUGGCUCCACAGCCUAAGAAUUGUCGCAUAAAGUGUGUAUCUAAAAUUAUGGACGAAUCAUACAACAGAUUGAUCCAAUCAGAUUCCAAAUCUUUAUUGAAGAAAUACCUAUCCCAAGACGUUUACAAUGCUUUAAAGGAAGAACAAACUCCCACCUAUGGCUCAACACUUAUGGAUUGCAUUCAAUCAGGUUUAAUGAAUCUAGAUUCCGGAGUGGGGAUCUACGCUCCAGACCCAGAAGCCUAUACAGUUUUCUCACCUAUUUUCGACGCCAUAAUCGAAGAUUAUCAUUUGGGGUUUUCCCCCAAUCAUACGCACCCUCCGCUAGAUUGGGGGGACCUCACCGCUUUCCAAAAUUUGGAUCCGGAGAACAGGUACAUCAUCUCCACCAGGGUUCGAUGCGGAAGAUCAAUCGAAGGAUAUCCGUUCAAUCCUUGCAUGACGGAGGUCCAUUACAAGGAAAUAGAGCAGAAAAUGACUGAUGUAUUCCGGGGUCUAAGCAGUGAACUGCCUGGAACAUACCGACCUCUUACGAAAAUGAUGAGAUGCGAGCAGGAGCGUCUAAUCGAAGAUCAUUAUUUAUUCAAGGAAGGAGACAGGUUUCUGAAAGCGGCAAAAGCUUGCCAGUUCUGGCCGGUUGGAAGAGGGAUAUUCAUGAACAAGGAUAAAACGUUCCUCACUUGGGUGAACGAAGAGGACCACCUCCGGAUGAUAUCAAUGGAACCGGGUGGGGAUUUGGGAAACGUCUACCGCAGGAUGAUUCUAGGAGUUACUGCUAUCCAAGAACAGGUCAACUUUGCCAGGUCUGACCGAUUUGGGUUUUUAACGUUCUGUCCAACGAAUUUAGGCACUACAAUCAGGGCAUCUGUUCAUAUUAAACUUCCGAAAUUAUCUUCUGACAAAGAUAAAAUGAAAUCUGUCGCUGAAGAGCACCAUCUCCAGGUCAGAGGAACCCGAGGAGAACACACGGAGUCGGAGGAAGGAAUUUAUGAUAUCUCUAAUAAGAGAAGAUUGGGUUUGACAGAAUUUGAAGCACUGAAAGAGAUGCAGGAUGGAAUAUUGAAACUGAUAACGAUCGAAAAUUCUUUAUAGAUGCCACGUUUAAUCAGAAUUUGAGUAAGAGUGAAAUUAUGCCUCAUCAAUAUUCCUUGUUUUUUUAUCAUUCGUGCGUGUCAAGCUAGAUAUUGACUUAUAGCUUUUUUAUAUAUAUUUUUUUUUGGAUAAAAUAUAUUUGAAUUUCGAUUUUU